GUUGUUAAAAAUUCUGUUUGAGGUUGUCCAAUGUCGGUUGUGAAAGAGGCUGGUGGUCGGUUUAUAAGUAUGACGGAAAGUCUCCUUCUUUUGAGCUACCUUUUAGGGUGAGAGAGGUCAAGACCAUCCAACACAAAGCUGAGGCGUGAAGUAUGGAGUCGAGGUCGUCGGGGUCAAUAAAUUGAUCGCGCUUUUACAUAAGCUGCAUUAGAUUCUGAUAUCUUCAGCCUUUGGUGCAGAUACCACUGACCACUUAUCUGGUAGUGAUGUGAAAAGAGGAUCUCGUUCAUCAUCAUCAAAUGGUAACCUCCGUCCGAAGCCAUUUCAAGCAGGUGCUAAUACCAGAUCUUCAAACCUAAAAUGGCGUCCUGUUUCAACGGGUAGUGUUUCAAGUUCUCGGGGAAAAGAGCAUGUCAAAGCCAAACUCUGUUCGCUUGAGACUGCCAAACCUUUGAAACUGGAUUCAAAGUUGCCGUCCAUCUCCAAUAAUAAUCCAGACUUUCAGCCGAAUCCCAUCAUGGAGAUGCACAAGGACACAGAGAAUUUCCUGUUUAAAAUGCUUGAAGAUGGAUUUCAGCUAGAUAGGGAUGUGAUUGGCAAAGUACUUGGGAUAUGUGGAUACGAUGUGAAAGAGAGCUUUGAGAAACUAAUUGAAUUUUCAGCCAUAGCUUCAAAGGAAAGGAGCAACUUGGAUGGAGAGUCACUGAAAAAGCAUAGAGAUAUAAACCCUGCAUCUGAAAUGCUUUGCCCACCAAAAAUGUUGCGAGACACUAAAAAUGCAGGAGGAGAAAGAAGUGGAUUGUCCAAACCUAAGUCUGCUGAACUGACUAGACAACAAAUAGAGAAGCAGAAUCAAGAAAAGGAAAUAUUGGCCACACUAUUUAGUGCUUCCAAGAUAAACAAUGAUGAACCUCACCUCACAACUGGUAGGAGGAGGUCAUUUCUUGGUAAUUCUUGGAGGAGAUCUAGAGCAUUUGGCAAGGUGGUGAUUCCGCUACCAGAAGAUUUAAGUCCUGAAGACAAGGUUCAAGUAACAGACACAAACUGUGAAAAUAAUGACCGCGAUGUGGAAGAUGCGUAUGAAGUUCUCCGGAAGGCUGUAUUGGAGCAUCGCAGAACUAUGAGAGAAUACUACACAGCAGCUGUUGAAGCUUAUGCUAAUGGAGAUCGGGCUUUGGCUGAAAGACUCAUGGAACAGGGACACUUCUACCAGAAAAAAGCACGUGAAGCAGAUGAAGAAUCCAAUGCAAAGAUUUACGAGACAAGUGGUGGAAAUGCAGAUGCGAACGAUGAAUUUUUGCUUGACCUGCAUCAACAAGAUCCCAAGGAGGCAGUUAGUCUCAUGAAGCAUCAUCUGCUAUCGCUUUCUGGCAUCUAUUCUUACCUCAAAGUUGUCAUCGAAUCUAAUGGUACCAAUACCUCUGAAAGAGCUCGUAGGCGAAGGAUCUUGCAGCUUCUGGAGAAAGAAUCCAUCGAAUGGACUGAAGAAGGAACUGCAGGAACCAUUUUGAUUGCGCUGGACAAAAUCCAGCGAGAACGGUUGAGCUUUUACAAGAAGAAAUCUGGGAGUACAUCUCCUUUCUGAGAAGUUUAUCUGUGAUGAGAAUCCUGGUCAUUCUUUGCUCACCUAUUACUGGUCUGGAGGGCCAUUUGGACAUAUGAUGGACAUUGAAUUUUCAUUUGAGGUUGUUGUCUCAGUACUGGUGAAAGUGAUCCAUUCACAUUUGGACUUUUGGUGUCUCUUCUGAGAAGUCAUCUAUAAUAAGUGAGGACUUUCAUGGAGGUUUAAUAAUUGUCUUGCAUAUGCCCGUCAAUCUUUUUCUACAGCACAUUUGUGUUUCAACACCCUUCUUUCAACACUUCUCUUGGUCGACUUCUCUUUCUUCUUCUUCGUCUUUUUGGCUUUUAAUCGUGCUUUAUGUCUGUAAAAGAUAUGUAUAGUACAGACGUAAGAGCACAAUGAAUCCCUUUGACAAUGAUGAAUUGGAUUCAUGCAUACUUUGAGAAUUGUACUCACUUAUUUGUGGUCAGGUCAAUGUAAACGCUAUGCAUGCCAACGGGAAGUAUAUGUAUAUCACAUUUCUUAAUAUAUGGAUUA
This is a messenger RNA of Eucalyptus grandis, 2098 nucleotides long. RefSeq names its product putative nuclear RNA export factor SDE5. The transcript is spliced from 12 exons. Lineage: Eukaryota; Viridiplantae; Streptophyta; Magnoliopsida; Myrtales; Myrtaceae. The record is from RefSeq and is a predicted model, not a curated record. The coding region runs from base 518 to 1585 and encodes 355 amino acids.